Molecule: messenger RNA, 2590 nt
Organism: Chinchilla lanigera (long-tailed chinchilla)
Lineage: Eukaryota; Metazoa; Chordata; Mammalia; Rodentia; Chinchillidae
Gene: Pla2g2f
Product: phospholipase A2, group IIF
Exons: 5
Coding region: 213-857 (214 amino acids)
Biological process (GO): phospholipid metabolic process; arachidonate secretion; lipid catabolic process
Molecular function (GO): calcium ion binding; phospholipid binding
Source: RefSeq, a predicted model, not a curated record
AUAGCUGUGGGCAGGGCCGUGGCAGUGGGAGGGAAGAGGCGGAGCCUAGUUUUUCUAGGGCAUCUGUCACCUGCCUCCUGCCCAGGGCAUUGCCCCAGCCCUACCCUGCCAGCGUGCGUGGCAGUGUGAAGCUGGGGCCUGCUCCCCAGAACCUCCGGAGCACGUCAAGGAGAUUUCAAGACCUAUGUCACUGGCCCCCCAGAACCCAGAACAUGGCAGAUGGGGCUCAGGCCAGCCCCAAAGGGUUCAGGAAGAAGGUGCUGGUUAGAUGGUCCUCUGGGUGGAGGGACCCCAGCCUCAGGGCCUCUUCUCCAUUGAGACCCUCCAGGUCCAGCCUGGGUGUGAAGAAGAUCUUGGCCAUCGCCAUCCUGGCCAGCAGUGUUCUCUCUACUGCCUAUGGCAGCCUGUUCAACCUCAAGUCCAUGGUGGAGACCAUCACAGGCAGAGGCGCCAUCCUGUCCUUUGUGGGCUACGGCUGCUACUGCGGGCUGGGGGGCCGUGGCCAGCCCAUGGACGAAGUGGACUGGUGCUGCCAUGCUCAUGACUGCUGUUACCAGAAGCUCUUUGACCAGGGCUGCCGCCCCUACGUGGACCACUAUGACUAUGCGAUCGAGAACGACACUGUGAUUGUCUGCAGUGAGCUCAACAAGACAGACUGUGACAAGCAGACGUGCGAGUGCGACAAGAACGUGGCUCUGUGCCUCAAGAACCGGGUGUACAGGGCAGAGUACCGUGGCUACCUCAACAUCUACUGCAAGGGCCCCAUGCCCAACUGCAGCAUCUAUGACCCACUCCCAGAGGAGGUCAUCUGCGGACGUGGCUCCUCAGCAGCCCCCGCCCUGCCCCAGCACCUCUGAGGUCUGAGAGCCAGGUCUGAGAGGGAGGAAGGUCUGGCCCGGGGCCCAGCCAGGUAGAGCAUAGGGAGGUGGGCCAGAUCUGAGCCCAGUGGGGCCCCACUGCCCCCUCCCCAGAGCCCUACACAGACCCCACCAGCUCUUCCAGCUCAGCUCUGGAGUGGGGGCUUCCUCCUACUGCUGGCUCUGGCCUUGGUAGGGAGCACAUGGCUUAUUGGGGUCUCUCUGGAGUCUGGAAGGCAAGACCCGAGAAAGAAGUGUGGGACUCUGCUGCCGGUCCCAGCCUGACUCCAGAGCCUGUGAGACCGAGCUUGUUUAGGCCACCAGGCUCAGGAUGGUUCAUCUGUGCCUCAGGGGCUUGUGGCACUUUAGAGCUCCAUUAACAGAGCCCACAAGUGCCCCCUCUCCCACACGCAUGGAGGUGGCACAGGAGUCCCAGCCCAGACACCAAAAGGAUGUCCCAGCUCUGAAGUCUGAGAGCCUCUGAGCAGGUGACACUGGCCUGAGUGCACAAGAGCUAGGGUGGGGUGUAGGGGAUACACCCCAAUAAGCACAGCUCUUCUCCCUGACCUCUGACCCCUGCACACAGAGAUGCAGCCCGCCCUGCCCACGCACGGCUCUGAGGAGCACCCUGAGCACCCUCCGGCUCAGAGUGGCAGGGCCAGCCCUCCUGUCUGUGCUGAAGCAGCCAGACGGGGACACGGGACACUGACCCUUUGUCCCAGUGCAGGGAGAAGCCAGGUGUCACAAAUCCCGUUCACAAGAAGAGGCCAAGGGUGAGACCUACUCAGUGAAGAGGGACACAAAGGUAGAAGGGAAAGGGUCAAGGCAGGAGGCUGGAGGACCUUUGCAGAAGGCAGUAGGAGGUGGGGUGUGGUGAAGAGGGGAGCGGGCAGGAGAAGGCACGGCGGCAGGACGGAGGCACCUGGGGUGCCGCAGAGGCAGGGACCUGGCUCCACAGCCCGCCCGCCCCCUGUUCCCAGCACUCUUUCUCCAGGUCUCUGUCCCUGGCUGGCCUCGCCUUCCAUGUGGGGUCAGGGACUCCACACAGCAACCCUGCCUUCUGCCUCCAUCUGUGUCAAUCCCAAGGAGCCCCAGAAGCCACCCGCCGCCUGGACCUGACAAGAGCCACCUUCCUGGUCAGCUCAGGCAGUGUCCCACGGGCUGCUGUCACUGGGGAAGAGAGCCAAGCCCAGACGGAGGGGGAAGCAGAAAGGGACACCUGCCAAGAAGAGGGCGGAACAGGCCAGAAGCCUUACCAAGCCACACAGAAGCUUCUAGAACAGCAGCCCUGGGACUGACGGCUCGCUGUGACUAGGAGGGGCCCUUCCAGGGCCCUCCUUCUUCUGGCUGUGGUGUGACCUCACCUGCUCAGUCAUGGGAGCUUCCUCGUCUGCCCUGUCAGGAGUCUGCCCAGCAAGCCUCCUCCUCCUCCCUCCUCAGCUGGCCAAGCCCCUGACCAAGUCCCAGCCCCACCAAGCCAGGGUGGCGCUGGGAUGGACAGGACACUCGAGCCUCCUGCAGGGACUUGGCCCCUGGCCUGUGGGCUGUCCACCCACACACAGUUUCCUCUCUGAAGGUCCAUACAUGCACAAGGGGAGGAGGCUCUGCAGGUAUGGGGGGUCCCUCUACCGCCUUUCUCACCCUAGACUCUCCCAGAUGCUGCAGCCCCCGAGAAUGUCCACUGGACUCAGCACCCCCUCCUCAAACGAAUAAAAGCCUUCUGCCUCAGAUCA